Physeter macrocephalus (sperm whale) is the source of this 3388-nucleotide messenger RNA. Its product is annotated as Leucine-rich repeat-containing protein 29. The record is from RefSeq and is a predicted model, not a curated record. Gene Ontology annotation, cellular component: cytoplasm. NCBI's taxonomy places the organism in Eukaryota, Metazoa, Chordata, Mammalia, Artiodactyla, Physeteridae.
CGGAGGCGGCAGGGACGCGAUGGCUGAAUCUCUGCCGCUGGAGAAAGGCCUCCCCGCUUCUCAGCUCAAAGAAUCAUGCUUCCUCCCCUCAGGGAGGACAGGUUUGUUGCCCUCCCUUUGCUCCUUGGAUUGACUGCUGAGCCCCAGAAGACAGGAUGGCCACUAUCUUACCUCGGCUCAGUCAGGUUUUCCUGCCUCCCCUUGGGGAUAGGGGCUUGAUCAGUCCCAGUCCCCAUCAGUGUUCUCUUCCCCAUGCCUAGCCUCCCUGGCCCAGAGGCUGUUCUCCCCAGUCAUUCUCCUCUCAGUAAUGAUCUGCUUUAUCUUCCCACCCCUUCCUUGAGCAAACCUUUGGUGAAAAUAGAGGUAAAAGACUGUCCAUCCUUACUUAAUGCAAUUCAGUAAGUAUUGACUGAGUACCUUCUGUGUACUAGGGACCAGAGAAAGGAAGAAGAGAUCAGAGUGGGCUGGGGAAAAGGUCCACAUAGGCAAAAGGAAAUAAGGAAAUAGACAUGCUGUGUUUGUAGGACAGUGAGGAGACUGGAUUGUGGAAGCUCUGGAAUCAGGGGUCCAGUCAGGCAUGGAGGCCUGGCAGUGCUGACCCAGGAGAAGAGAUUUUGUCUUGAGGGGACUGGGAAACCCUGAAGGUUUUCAUCAGGAGUACACUGAGACUGAAAGCUGUCUUUUAGGAAAAUUAACCUUGUUGCAUUGUGAGGAAUGAUUAGCAAGGAUGAGCCUGGAUGCAGGGAGAUCAGGUGGGAGAUUGUGUUAGGAAUGAAGGCUGGGGUGAUGAAGAUCUGGGCUACUAAGGUGGUAAGUUUUCAAAGGCAGAAAUAUUAGUAACAGCAAUCCAGGAAGCAUUUAUGGACAACCUACUAGAUGUGAAGCAUAUUAUAUCUAUUAAAUAUAUAUAUAAAUUAUGUAUAUAUAAUUUAAUCCCCAUCAUAAGACUAUGAUCUAGAUUUUUAAUAUCCCCACUUUACAGGUGUGGAAACUGAGGCUCAGAGAGGUCAAGUACCUUGCCUGAGGUCACACAGGUUACAUAGCUAGGAAUCUGUGGAGCUGGGAUUUGAAUGAGUCUAAGUUAGCCUGGCCUAAAGCCUGUGCUUUACACCUAUAUCUGAGAGCAAGGGACAGAAUAGCAUGAAGAGCACAGAGUAUUAUCAGGAUCAUCAGGUGAGAUGCACUGUUGGCGCUGAAGCUCAGGGGCUGGAAAGUUGGGAGGAAGGGCUGCUUUGGACUGAGGUUGAGAUGAAGGUGAUGGUAAAACAUUUGGAUGAAGAAUCCUGUGGGGAGUUGGCAAUACUAAACUAGCACAUGAAUGAUAAAACAAUAUGUACAUAUUGAAUUGCUGGUUAUUCCUAUAGAGGUAACUGUUAAAGCCAUGCAAAUGAAUUUAUUAUCCUAGAAAGUAACAGAUUGAAAGGCCCAGGUCUGAACCCUGGGAGCCACAGAAGAAUCCAGAAACAGGGCAGUUGGAGUGGUGAGUGGAGCCCUAGAAAACACAGUGUCACAGAAGUCAAGGAGGGAAGAUUCCAGAAGAAAAGAAUAGUUAAUAUCAGAUAAUUCCCGGUCUCACAGGCAACUCCCUUCCCCAGUCCCUAAUAGGGCCUCCACUCCCACCUACCCCCAGCCUCAUAGAGCGCAGGCGGAGUGAGAGUCUGAGCCUACCAGGCUGUUAAGAUUUUCUUGCUGAGAAUCUUAACAGUCAGCUGAGUAACCUAGUUGGCAGUGAAGAAAAUGGGAAAAGGGUGCGGUCCCAGUGUAACUUCCUGAAGAUCAGAGUAGGAGCACCUGACUUGCUAUGUUCUAGAUCCUAUGCAAGACACUUUACCAUGUUAUUUAAUUGUCACAACAACCCAUUUAAAUCUCACUACAAUUGUCUUUUUAUAGAUAAGGAAAAUAAGGCUCAGAGAGGUCAGUUGAGAGAAUAAGGAUCUAAACUAGGUUUAUCUGGUCCCAAUGCCCAGGUUCUUUUUACCAACUUGAGCAGGAAGUUUGAUUUUUAUCAGUCAGAGCAAACCUGCAUCCAGGUGGCGCUCAGGAGAGGUUUGUUCCCAGUAAAGAUACCUGGCGGCUGGAGAGGGGAAGUGAAGACUCCACGAAGCUUAGGAUCCAAGAUGAACUAGAAGCCAGUGCUCUGGUCCCCUCUGACCUACUGUGCUAUCAGCUGGAGAAGGUUCCAAAGGCCCCCACCAGCACUACAGGUCCCCAAUGCCCAUUCUUUUUCCCUCAGAUGCUCACAUAUAUUCUGAGCUUCCUGCCUCUGUCAGAUCAGAAAGAGGCCUCCCUCGUGAGUCGGGCUUGGUGCUGUGCAGCCCAGAAUGCCCUUCGGGAGCAACCAGGCCUUACCUCCCUGGACCUCAGCGGCUACUCAGAACUGGCUGACGGGGCACUCUUGAUCGUGAGCCGGGGCCUGCGGCGCCUGUGGCACCUGAGCCUGAGGAAGCUGCAGCGGCUGACGGAUGCGAGGCGCUCAGCCCUAGGGGGCCUGUGGGAGCUGCAGAGCCUCGACAUGGCCGAGUGCUGCCUGGUGAGAGGGAGGGAAUUAGCCCAGGCCCUGGGCUUGGUGUGUGGAGCUCCACACCCACUGGCCUCCCUCAGCCUGGCCUACUGCUCCUCACUCAAGGACGCCUCAGUGCUCUCCCUGGUGCCAGCGCUGGGCCCAAGCCUCAGGGUGCUAGACUUAUCCUCCUGCGUGGCCCUCACCAACCGGACCGUGCAGGCCAUCUACACCUACCUCACCCACCUGUCAGUCCCACUCCUGGCCUGGUGCAAGGAGCUCCGUGACCGGGGGCUUCUGGGCUUGGGGCAACCAAGUGAGGAGACCCUGCAGGGGCCGCAGCCACCCCGAGAGCUGGGCAUCGGGCCUCCAGGGGCAAAAGGACCCUUCUCCCCGGCCACAGGGCCCGCCCCGCUCACUCUGCCGGCCCUACGGGACUUGGACCUCACAGCCUGCAGCAAGCUGACUGAUGCCAGUUUGACCAAGGUGCUCCAGGUCCCCCAGCUGAGGCGGUUGUCACUGAGCCUGUUGCCAGCAGUCACGGACAAGGGCUUGCUGGCUGCGGCCAGAGGCUGCCCCAGCGUGGAGCGCUUGGUGCUGAGUCACUGCAGCCGCCUCAGUGACGAGGGCUGGGCCCAGGCAGCUGGCUGCCGGCCGAGGCUGCAGCACCUCAACCUGUCCAGGUGCAGUCAGCUCGCGGAGCAGUGAUGGCCUCCCUGCGGAACGCUGGGUUCCACUGGGCAGGCGUGCAAGCAGCUCCUGGUAGAUGUGGCCAUGUGUCCUGGCAUCAGCAUGGCUUCCGUCAGGCGCUUCCAAGCCCAACUGCCUGAGGUGAGCUGCGUCCAGUCCCGCUUCGUGGGAGGGGCUGACCUGACCCUAACACUCUGA